GUGCUGUUUUGCUUUCAUAUCAUAGAACUCCAACUCUCUUUUAACCUACACACCUUGCUUGUUUCGGCUUCACCAGACCACACUUGCUUUUUUAUUAAUCUCCCUCUACUUCCCCUUCAAACAUCUACUUUUUAUUUUCCCCUCAAAACAUCUAUAUAAAUCCCACAUUUCCAAACUCAAGCUCAUUUACCCAACUUUCCCACCUCUGACACAAUCAUUUUCUUUCCCUAUUUCCCGGAAUCCAAACACCCACCACCACCACCAAGAGAGAGAGAGAGAUAGAAAGAGAGAGAGAGAGAGAAUGGUUUCAAUAGGCAUUGGUGGUGGUAGUAGUGUUCAAGCAUCGCCGCCACCAUCAUCACCACCACCAGCCACUGAACCAAAUUCCAGUCCUAGGAUAUCUUUCUCUUCUGAGUUUCUUGAUGAAAGCAACUUCAUUUCCAUCACUCCAAAUUCCCAGAUAGAGAGAGAUCAAGAGAUUUGUGAGAGACAGAAGAAGGAUAGAUCAGAGAAGCUGGCAUGGAGUGCUGAUUUUGAGUUUCUUUCUAAUAAAGUUAGUAGUCACUCCAUGAUUACAGCUGAUGAGCUUUUCUUUGAAGGGAAGCUUCUUCCUUUUUGGCAAAUGCAACAAGCAGAGCGGCUUAACAAAAUCAGUCUGAAAUCUCCUAAAGAUGUAGAUGAAGAAGAUUUGGUGGAGAUAGAGGUAAACAAGGAGGCAGAGAACAAAGUGAAUUGGUUUCUCGACGACGACCCGUCUCCGAGACCACCAAAAUGCACUGUUCUCUGGAAAGAACUGUUGAGGUUGAAGAAGCAGCGUGCUUCAUCUGCACUAUCGCCAUCUUCUUCUUCGUCCUCGUCGUCUUCCUCUUCCAGGUCCAUGGCUGAUGCAGCCACAACGGAGGAAGGAAAGGAAGGGACAACAGGAAACAAAGAGAAGAACGUAAGGAGGAUAAAGAAGUUGGAAAGGACAAGAUCAGCCAGUAUAAGAAUAAGGCCUAUGAUUAAUGUGCCAAUCUGCACACAGGUGAAGAGCAGUGUUUUGCCACCCUUGUUCCCACUUAAGAAAGGAAGAUUUGAUAGAUGAGAAGAUGAAAUUCGACGCUAAAGUCAGCAGCUCAAGAUCUCAUCAACUCUAGUCCAACGUGUUAAUCUCCCACUUCCCCCUUCCCCCCUCUCUAUUGUCAUUUCUUGACAAAUUUUUUCAACUUUCUGUCUGUGUAUGGAUUAAUGUUGAUUAUGGCGGUGGAUCUAAUAAUCUACGAUUGUAAAUGCUGACCUCUAGUUUUUUGUUUGUUGGUAUUCCUUCAUUAAUCAAAUUACG
This is a messenger RNA of Cucumis melo (muskmelon), 1321 nucleotides long. RefSeq lists its product as uncharacterized. The record is from RefSeq and is a predicted model, not a curated record. The coding region runs from base 302 to 1084 and encodes 260 amino acids. The transcript has a single exon. NCBI's taxonomy places the organism in Eukaryota, Viridiplantae, Streptophyta, Magnoliopsida, Cucurbitales, Cucurbitaceae.